Molecule: messenger RNA, 1695 nt
Organism: Thunnus maccoyii (southern bluefin tuna)
Lineage: Eukaryota; Metazoa; Chordata; Actinopteri; Scombriformes; Scombridae
Gene: rabac1
Product: Rab acceptor 1 (prenylated)
Exons: 6
Coding region: 97-720 (207 amino acids)
Cellular component (GO): Golgi apparatus
Source: RefSeq, a predicted model, not a curated record
CAGCAGGAAGUGAAAUAACCAUCCACAUCAUAUCCGUGAACCACAACAAAGUGUAUCCAAGACAGCCCGAGGAACUUCUACUCUGACAGUCUGCAGAUGCCAUCUGGAGCUCCAAAGGGGGAGAACUGCCUUGUAGAUAUGGACAGCAAGGCCGGGGAUCUGUUCAGUGCUGAGGAUGCUCAUCCAACUGGCACAGGAGGAGCUGGAAUCUUGGCAAAGCUCUGGCUCCCCAAAGGCUUCUCAGCCAGUAUGGCCAAAGAGUGGAUUGACAGGCGCAGAUUGUCCAUUCGUCCAUGGGCAGGCUUUGUGGACCAACGCAAGUUUUCGAAACCCCGCAACUUUGGGGAGUUUUGUCAGAGGGUGGUAAAAAAUGUGGAAAUUUACAACAGCAACUAUACCUUCAUCUUCCUGGGUCUCAUCCUCUACUGCAUUAUCAGCUCUCCCAUGCUGUUGAUUGCCUUGGCUGUGUUUGCUGGUGCCUUCUACAUAAUCCACCUCAAGUCUCUGGAGUCCAAACUGGUUGUCCUUGGCAGGGAGCUGACUGUCCCCCACCAGAUGAGUCUGGCUGGAGCUGUCUCUCUACCGGUGUUCUGGUUGGCUGGAGCUGGAGCUGCAGUCUUUUGGGUUCUGGGAGCGACACUGUUUGUGAUUGGCUCUCAUGCUGCGUUCCGCGAGGUGGAGGGAUCCGACAUAGAGGAGCUCAUGAUGGAGCCUGUGUGAAGAGCGGGCUAAACCCUCAGCAGGAGCUGGUUGACCACCAGUCUUUAUUUUGACCCUGUAAUCAGCUCAGUGUGGUUGGGGAAAAACUGCUCCUAGAUCUGUUCCUUAGCUACAUGUGCAUUAUGUAUUCCCUUCUUUUAAACUUAUGCCAGUGUACCAAGAAUGUACCUUGUCUUGCCUCUGAAAUAAGUGUUGUUACAGACUGUAUAGCCUUUUUAGGACUCAUUCAUACUAAAAAUUCCUCUCUUAAUGCAUAUUUAAGCACAUAAUCAUGCAUAUUAUAUGCCUUUCUCUACAUAUUUUGUACCUUGGAUGCCUCUGGUCUGUGUCAAAUAGCCUCCUGUUCCUUGCAUUGUCCCUCAUAUAACAACAGAUCUCGCAACUUAAAAGACCACCUGUGCUGAACAGUAUCUUGGGAAAUAGCUUCUGGGUCUAAACUGUCUAUUAGGAAUGCUGAUUUCUUAUGUUAAGAUAAAGGAAUGUAUACAUGCAAUGGUCACAAUUCUAAAUUGCUUAAAAAAAUAAUUCAUUUUCCAAAGGAAAUGUGCCAUUUAAAGCUUUAAAGAUAUCUAUCAUAAUCAUGCACAAAUAAAAUGAAAUGUUUUGCAAUGCACAAACUAAUUUGUUAUUUCAGAUAGGCUACUUAAUAACAACUAGUUGAUGAGAAGAUGAUGCAAAAAAUACUUUAUUUCAGAUAGAUUACUUAAUAUAGAUAGAUGGUGAAAAGGGUGAAAAGACAUUUUAAAAGGUCAGUAUGUAGUGAUGGUAUUUUGUAUUGGGAACAAUGUGGUACUUGUGCUGACUGUCUACAUACUAAAUAUGCAUAUUUCUCAGCUCUGUUCACAACAUUCAGAUCUGAAGGUCAUUCUGUAAAUUCCUUUUUUUUUUGAAAAUCGUUAUUCAUUUGUUUACAUUUCAAUGUACGAUUUUGUAUUUAAAAGACAUUUUGGGUGUGCAAUAAACCUCUCAUGUAAA